Pseudonaja textilis is the source of this 2873-nucleotide messenger RNA. RefSeq names its product dynamin 1L (gene DNM1L). Gene Ontology annotation, biological process: peroxisome fission; endocytosis; mitochondrial fragmentation involved in apoptotic process. Gene Ontology annotation, molecular function: GTP binding; GTPase activity; microtubule binding. The record is from RefSeq and is a predicted model, not a curated record. Gene Ontology annotation, cellular component: mitochondrion; membrane; cytoplasm. Lineage: Eukaryota; Metazoa; Chordata; Lepidosauria; Squamata; Elapidae.
GCGCGUGUAUGUGUGUCGGCGGCCGGGGAAGGUGGCGGAGCAAGUGCCCUUCCCUGGCGCCUUUCUCCUCUUUCUCUCCCUUCCCCGUCCAUUCAUUGCUGCCCUGCGGACUGUCCGCGCCCCAUCUUCUCCGCCAUGGAGGCGUUGAUUCCGGUCAUUAACAAGCUGCAGGACGUCUUCAACACGGUGGGCGCCGAUAUCAUCCAGUUGCCGCAGAUCGUGGUGGUCGGGACGCAGAGCAGUGGCAAAAGUUCUGUACUAGAAAGCCUAGUUGGAAGAGAUUUGCUCCCAAGAGGCACUGGGAUUGUUACUCGAAGACCCCUCAUCCUGCAGCUGGUACAUGUUACGUCAGAAGAAAGUCGGAAAACCGCUGGAGAUGAAAACGGGAUUGAGGCUGAAGAAUGGGGAAAAUUUUUACACACCAAAAACAAGCUCUACACAGAUUUUGAUGAAAUCAGACAAGAAAUAGAAACUGAAACUGAAAGGAUUUCAGGAAAUAAUAAGGGAAUCAGUCCUGAACCGAUUCACCUAAAGAUUUUUUCACCUAACGUUGUCAACCUGACCCUUGUAGAUUUGCCAGGAAUGACAAAGGUACCUGUAGGUGAUCAGCCAAAAGAUAUUGAACUUCAGAUCCGAGAGUUAAUCCUUCGCUUCAUUAGUAACCCCAAUUCAAUUAUUCUGGCGGUCACUGCUGCCAACACAGACAUGGCCACCUCUGAGGCACUGAAAAUAGCCCGGGAGGUUGAUCCAGAUGGGCGGCGUACGCUUGCUGUGAUCACAAAGCUGGAUCUUAUGGAUGCUGGCACAGAUGCCAUGGAUGUACUUAUGGGAAGAGUAAUACCUGUGAAACUUGGCAUCAUUGGUGUGGUCAACAGGAGUCAGCUGGAUAUCAACACUAAGAAGAGUGUGGCUGAUUCGAUUCGUGAUGAAUAUGGUUUCCUCCAGAAGAAAUAUCCCUCUUUAGCCAACCGCAAUGGGACAAAGUAUCUAGCUAGAACACUUAACAGGCUACUCAUGCAUCACAUUAGAGACUGCUUACCUGAACUGAAAACCAGAAUCAACGUUUUAGCUGCCCAGUACCAGUCUCUGCUCAACAGUUAUGGAGAACCAGUAGAUGAUAAGAGUGCCACGUUAUUGCAGCUUAUUACCAAAUUUGCCACUGAAUAUUGCAACACCAUUGAAGGGACAGCAAAAUACAUAGAGACUUCAGAACUGUGUGGUGGAGCUAGAAUUUGCUACAUUUUUCAUGAAACCUUCGGGCGCACCUUAGAGUCUGUGGAUCCCUUAGGUGGCCUUAACACCAUUGACAUCCUGACUGCCAUUAGAAAUGCUACUGGUCCACGGCCUGCAUUGUUUGUACCUGAAGUUUCAUUUGAGUUGUUAGUAAAGAGGCAAAUCAAACGCUUGGAAGAGCCCAGCUUGCGAUGUGUGGAACUUGUUCACGAGGAAAUGCAGCGGAUUAUUCAACACUGUAGCAAUUACAGCACCCAGGAAUUGCUGAGAUUUCCUAAACUCCAUGAUGCCAUUGUUGAGGUUGUGACCAGUCUUUUGCGCCGAAGGCUACCAAUUACAAAUGAAAUGGUUCACAACUUAGUAGCCAUUGAAUUGGCUUAUAUCAACACCAAGCAUCCAGAUUUUGCGGAUGCUUGUGGGCUCAUAAACAAUAAUAUAGAGGAACAAAGGCGGAACAGGUUAGCUAGAGAGAUGUCUUCUCUUGCAGUACGGGACAAGUCCAUUAAGCCUCCUGGUGUUAUGGCACCCUCUUCCCAGGAGACUUCUGCUGCUGGUUCUGCUGAGGUUGAUGGCAAGGUGUCCCUUGGUGCCGGAGAAACAAUUCCAGAAUCUGGAACUGGAAAUUGGAGAGGAAUGCUGAAAACAUCCAGGACCGAAGAGAUACUAGCAGAGGAAAAAUCCAAACCAGUAACAGUUCUACCUGCCAGCCCUCAAAAAGGCCACGCUGUAAACUUGCUAGAUGUGCCUGUUCCUGUUGCACGCAAGCUUUCAGCCCGGGAACAAAGAGAUUGCGAAGUGAUAGAACGUCUCAUCAAGUCCUAUUUCUUAAUUGUGAGGAAGAACAUUCAAGACAGUGUGCCAAAAGCAGUGAUGCAUUUUCUGGUGAACCACGUGAAAGAUACUCUUCAGAGCGAGCUAGUUGGGCAGCUGUACAAAGCUUUGCUGCUGGACGAUCUUUUAACUGAAUCCGAGGACAUGGCUCAGCGCAGGAAGGAGGCAGCUGACAUGUUACAGGCCUUGCAACGAGCCAGUCAAAUUAUUGCAGAGAUUAGAGAAACACAUCUUUGGUGAAGAAACAAAAGACUUGAAAAGGGCUAGGUGUGAAAUACUAAAUGAAACUCCAUGUGUGCAUGUAAAGUCUGCUUAUAUCAAGAAGUUUGGUUCAGUUAUCUAUGGACAGAAAACCAUCCUAUACUUUGCAAAGCAAAUAAUAUUUAAUCAUCAUUAUCCCCGUCUGUUUUCUGAUGAGACGAACAACCUUGUUUUAUGUGGGACUGAAUUAAAUUAAAAUUGAGAGAAAAAGCUAGGUUAAAAUCCCAGUGCCUGGUUUGGUUAAAUUAGUUGCCUGUGAAUAGGAUGAGCAGUGGAGUAUUGUGAUGUAGCUUUUUCAGCUGCUUUUGCAAUAUAAGUUUUUAACCAUGAAAGAAAGACUCUACAAUAUUUAAUUAUGAAUUUAAUUGCAUGCCCUUGAUCUUUUAAGCAGAUGAACAGUACAGGAGAAAUAUCGCUUCUUAGCUGUGUGAUAUGUAAAGAUAGUUGGUAUAACUUCUGGUAUUACUGAACUUUUCUCUUUGUUGUAGAAAUAUGGAAUAUUUGAUUUGUCAGCUGAGGAACAGAAUUGGCAAGAAAUUUCCAUUCAC